AGGAAAAGCAAAUGGAGCAACAAGGAGAAGAUGUUGGUGGGUUUAAUGGUAGUGAAAGAGAGGCCAUGGGAUUGAGAGUGUUGGUAGUUGAUGACUCUCCUAUGGAUAGGAAAAUAGUGGAAGGUUUGCUCAAGAGUAGUGGUGGUGGUGGUGGUGGUGGUGGUGGUGGUGGCAUCUUUGAAGUUGUCGCUGUCGAUAGCGCAAAGAAGGCGAUGGAAGUUCUCGGAUUACACGAAGGAAAGGCUAAAUCUUCCACUGCUAGUGAGCAGAAAAUCGACAUUAUACUUACCGACUACUGCAUGCCAGAAAUGACUGGCUAUGACCUUCUCAAGGUCGUCAAGGAGCAGAGCUUCCUAAAGCCUAUCCCUGUCGUCGUAAUGUCGUCAGAACAUGAGCCCCAGAGAAUCAGCAGAUGUCGAGCAAUCGGAGCUGAGGAUUUCAUCAUAAAGCCACUUCAAGCAACCGACAUCCACCGAUUGAGAGAGUACGCGAGACCCGCAUCGCUGACAUCGAAAGCAGGCGCCAAGAGAAAGAAUUCUUCGGAUCUUAUAGCUGAGAAGAGUGAUUCAGAGAGGAGACCGCGCCUCGCGGGUGUUGCAGCAGCAUGAGGAAUCAAAUUGACCAUCUCAGAUGGCGCGCUAAUAGUUAGUUUUAGGGUACAAAUAAUUUUGAGUCCCUGUUGUUUUUCCUCGUCUUCGGUAUUGAAUGGUUCAACUGCAUCGAUUUCUACUGUAACUUUUUUUUUCUGCUACUUUAGUAAGUUGAGAUUGUUCGGUGUACACGAAUGUGUCGCGUACUAACGCGAUCGGAUUGUGGUGCAAAUGCUUUUCUUAAAUGGUGUGAUUGAU
This is a messenger RNA of Ananas comosus (pineapple), 848 nucleotides long. Its product is annotated as two-component response regulator ORR5-like. Gene Ontology annotation, biological process: phosphorelay signal transduction system; cytokinin-activated signaling pathway. Bases 12 to 608 code for a protein of 198 amino acids. The transcript has 5 exons. NCBI's taxonomy places the organism in Eukaryota, Viridiplantae, Streptophyta, Magnoliopsida, Poales, Bromeliaceae. The record is from RefSeq and is a predicted model, not a curated record.